AUGGUCGGUUGCUGCACACUGUCAUGUGUGACGUGUUUCUCCCUCUACUUGUUUUGUUUUUGUUGCCCUCACGCGGUGCCGGCCUCAUUGCUGUGCGUCCCACGGACUGCACGAAAGGAGGAUUGGAGGAACAGGCCGGAUGCCGCAAUGAAAUGUGAAGGAAUGUUGUGUGGGCUGGUGGAACAAGACGAUCGUUUUUAUUUGCCUUUUUUUCUUGGUGAAGGCAUUAUUUAUACAGACACACACGCUUGUCUUGUGCUGCUUGGCACAUUAAAUAGAAUUGCUGCCCGAUUGAUUUUUUUAAAAGUUUUGGAAGUUCUGAUGGACUCCUAUCAUUUUUUUUUCUUUUUUUGUUUUUUCCGCUUUUUUAAGUUCUGGUUUGCGGGUCGGUGUGCGAGUUUUGCGGUUGUAAUGAUUCCAUCUGUCUCUUUUUUGGUGUGCGCUUCUUCUGGCUGCUGCCAUUUAUUACCAUGCGGUGGCUGUGCGUGGUGUAGCUGCUGUCUCUCUCUAAUUCCUUUCUCAUGCUCUUGCAGAUCGAAUCCACGUUAUUCAACAACGAAAGUUUUGAAGAUGAUGUGCCGUGUGUUUUGUGUCGUGUUGGUGCUGGCACUGCUGUGCUGCUGCUCGUGCGUGUUUGCCGUGGAGGAGGAGGAGCCGCAGGUAACGCAGGUGAAUGCAGUGUGUGCGGGUAAGGACAAACUUGCGCGCUGGCAACUCCGUGGGACGUCAUUGUGGUACAACUGCACGACUGCAGCUGCUGGUUUUGGGCAGAUGAUUUGCGGCAUGGGCGUCGGAAACUGUAAGCCCGAGGCUUCACAGAGUCGCACCAUAGAUGGUGUGAAGGAUGCUGUCAUCACGAUCAACGUCUCCACGUUUACUCCAGACAUCCUGAAGAGUUGGUGGGAGCGUAACGUUGAGCCGAAGGCGGUCACCGUUGCAAUUGGUGCAGCCAAACCUCCGGAGGGACCUCCGGGCCCUCCAGAAGACAAGAUUUCUCGUGAAACAUCUUCCACACCGGAUUCAGAAUCUCCUACUGCUGACGCUGCGAAUUCCGCUGGUGCCCCUUCACUGGCUGGAGCUCCGGGUGGCGCUGGUGAAAGUGUUCCGGCCACACGUCCGGGAGCAGGCACUCCGGCGGCUCGACAAGAGGAGGCUUCUCGUGACGCCUCCACAACAAAUUCAAAAUCUUCUCCUGCUGUCGUUGAGAAUUCCACGGAUGUCCCUCCUUCUUCUCUACCUGCAACUCCAGGCGGCGCUGGUGCUAACUCUGCUGCUGGCGCUGCGGCCACGACGGAUUCUUCUGCCGAGGCCUCGCGAGCACCGGAUUCCGCUCCCGCUGGUGAUCCUCAAGGCGCUGCACAUUCUACUUCUGCUGCUUCUGCUGCAUCCGAAUCCCCACCAGAUCCAAAGCCCACAGAAGGCAGCGACCACUCCUCCCAUGACCCUCCAGUGGAGCUGCGGGAAGAGACUGCUGCUGCGCCACCGACUCAGUUGUCCCAGACCGGCGAGGACGGGGGUGCAGCGGAAGGCGCCGAAGAGGACACCGCCGCCAACACCACCGAGACUGCUUCCGGCGAAGGAAAUAAUAUGGCGGCAAGCAUGCCGGCUCCCCUUUCCUCUGCGCCCACAACGAACGCGCUGGAGAAAAGUGUGGGAACUGACGCCUGCUUCCAUGACACCCAUCUGCAUGCCCUGCCACCGCUUGUUCUGGCUGCACUCACCUACGGGACACUGGGCUGA
Trypanosoma cruzi is the source of this 1740-nucleotide messenger RNA. Its product is annotated as 90 kDa surface protein, putative. Lineage: Eukaryota; Euglenozoa; Kinetoplastea; Trypanosomatida; Trypanosomatidae. The coding region runs from base 1 to 1740 and encodes 579 amino acids. The record is from RefSeq and is a predicted model, not a curated record. The transcript has a single exon.